This is a messenger RNA of Aegilops tauschii subsp. strangulata, 1014 nucleotides long. NCBI's taxonomy places the organism in Eukaryota, Viridiplantae, Streptophyta, Magnoliopsida, Poales, Poaceae. The record is from RefSeq and is a predicted model, not a curated record.
AUGCCACCGGAUGACCACACGCGCAAGCAACCGAUAGCUCCAACUUUGACGACGAACCUCACCAGGGAAAUAUGCAGGACUUGCGCCGACUGUGCCCUAAGAGCACCUCGGACACGCCGGGAAGAACCGACUACCGAAGUCCACGCCGCGACCCGAGCUCCUCUCGACGCCAUCAUCGUUGCCAAACAAAAACCAGCGGCCCGCCUCAGCAAACCACACGGCGAAGAUGCCGCCAUCGACCAAUCUCCCAGCCGUAGCCGGCUCCGAGAUGAUGCCCCCAAGGAGGAGAAAGACGCGAAGACGCCUCCAUCGCCCGAUGCAGCGGAUCUGAGGUUUUCCUCCGAAGCCCAAGCCGCGGGGAGGAGGAGCACACCUCCACGACGACGCUUCCAAGAAAGAUCACGGCACCCGCGGUCGCCGCCGUCGCCGGCUCCGAAGAAGGCUGGAGCAAAGAAUUCUCCCGGAGAUGCGCCGACCACCUGCCACCACCGACCGCCGCCCACCCGCCACCACCUGCUGAGGCCGACCUCAUUCUGGCCGCGGGAUCCCACGAUCCACCGCGACCAGACACGCACCACCCCCUGGCCGAAGCCGCCAUCCACCACCGCAGCACCACCGUGGCCACCACCACCGCAGCGACCAAAGCCACAUCGCAAAGCGCAGCAUCCAGAUCGAUGCACCUCGCAUCAGAUCCAAUCGGAGCUGCACAGGCGAAGCAACAGAGCAGCGAGAAGGUGGUCCCUCCACAGCACACCUCGCACCCUAGAGCAGCCCACCCACCACGCUCAGCCGGACACCGCGCCCGCCGCGCGCCUGCCGCCGUCGCGCCCGGCCGGUCACCGCGCCCCACACGCACUAGCCAGAUCCGAGCCGCCGCCGGGCGCACGCACGCCGUCCACGCCCAAGCCACACUGGAGCCCGGGCCAAGGCCGCCGCCCCGGCGUCCCUUCCGCCGUCCGCAGCCGACGCCAGAUGCGCGCCGCGCCAUAUGUAGUUUCUAAAUCAAAUAUGUAG